Melozone crissalis (California towhee) is the source of this 2446-nucleotide messenger RNA. It is a transcript of the gene PTK2B, whose product is annotated as protein tyrosine kinase 2 beta. Lineage: Eukaryota; Metazoa; Chordata; Aves; Passeriformes; Passerellidae. Gene Ontology annotation, molecular function: protein tyrosine kinase activity; ATP binding. The record is from RefSeq and is a predicted model, not a curated record. Gene Ontology annotation, cellular component: cytoskeleton. Gene Ontology annotation, biological process: protein phosphorylation.
CACCACCGGGAUCACCACCACCGGGAGGAGGAGGAGGAGGAGGAGGAGGAGGAGGAGACGCGCAUCCUCAAGGUUUGCUUCUACAGCAACAGCUGCAACCUGGGCAAGAACUUCAAGCUGGUCAAGUGCUCCGUGGCCACCGAGAUUCGGGAGGUGAUCCGCUCCAUCCUGCAGAGCGGGCGCAUCGGGCCGGACGUGCGUCUGUGCGAGUGCUACGGGCUGCGCCUCAAGCACGUCAAGUCCAGCGAGCUGCACUGGCUGCACCCGCUGCUCACCGUGGGCCAGGCGCAGCGCAAGUACGAGAGCCUGCACCUGGAGGCCGAGUGGAGGUACGACCUGCAGAUCCGGUACCUGCCCGAGGAUUUCCUGGAGAGCCUCAAGGAGGACCGGACCACGCUGCUCUACUUCUACCAGCAGCUCCGCAGCGAGUACAUGCAGAGCUACGCCAGCAAGGUCAGCGAGGGCAUGGCGCUGCAGCUGGGCUGCCUCGAGCUCCGGAGGUUCUACAAGGACAUGCCCCAGAACGCGCUGGACAAGAAAUCCAACUUCGAGUUCCUGGAGAAGGAGGUGGGGCUGGACCUGUUCUUCCCCAGCCAGAUGCUGGAGAACCUCAAGCCGCGGCAGCUGCGGAAGAUGAUCCAGCAGACGUUCCAGCAGUACGCGCUGCUGCGGGAGGAGGAGUGCAUCCUGAAAUUCCUGCACACCCUGAGCACCUUCGCCCCCAUCGAUCAGGAAAGCUUCCGAUGCCAGCUCGUCCAAGGAUGGAACAUCACCGUGGACCUGGUGAUCGGCCCUAAGGGCAUCCGCCAGGUGACCAGCACGGACACCAAGCCCACCUGCCUGGCAGAAUUCCGGGAUAUCAAAUCCAUCCGGUGCUCCACCACAGAGGAUGGACAGGCUCUGCUGCAGCUGGGGCUGGGCGGGACCCCCCAGUCGCUGUCGAUCCGGACGUCGUCGCUGGCCGAGGCGGAGAACAUGGCCGACCUCAUCGACGGUUACUGCCGGCUCCAGGGGGGCACGGAGACAUCGCUGAUCGCCUUCCCCAGGAAAGACCGCGAGAAGAGGAUCAGCCUCCCGCAGAUCCCGGCCCCGAAUCUCGGCGAGAGGUUCUCCACGCUGUCCCACAGCGUCAGCGGCGAUUCCGAAAUUUAUGCGGAAAUCCUGGACGAGUCCUCGAGGCCGAGAUCUGGAAUCCAGCACUUUGGGAUCAGCCGCGACGCCGUGACGCUGGGACGCAUCCUGGGCGAAGGGUUCUUCGGAGAGGUCUACGAGGGCACCUACACCACGCCGAAGGGGGAGAAGAUCGAGGUGGCCGUCAAGACCUGCAAGAAGGACUGCAGCCCCGAGAACCGCGAGAAGUUCCUCAGCGAAGCCGUGCUGAUGAAGAAGCUGGACCACCCGCACAUCGUGAAGCUCAUCGGCAUCGCCGAGGACGAGCCCACCUGGAUCGUCAUGGAGCUCUAUCCCUACGGAGAGCUGGGUCAGUACCUGGAGCAGAACCGGGCGGGCCUGGCCGUGCCCACGCUGGUGCUGUUCGCGCUGCAGGUCAGCAAGGCCCUGGCCUACCUGGAGGCCGUCAACUGUGUCCAUAGGGACAUCGCCGUCCGGAACAUCCUGGUGGCCUCCCCGGAGUGCGUCAAGCUCGGCGACUUCGGCCUCUCGCGCUACAUCGAGGAUGAGGAGUACUACAAAGCUUCCAUCUCCCGCCUCCCCAUCAAGUGGAUGGCGCCGGAGUCCAUCAACUUCCGGCGCUUCACCACGGCCAGCGACGUCUGGAUGUUCGCCGUGUGCAUGUGGGAGAUCCUGAGCUUCGGGAAGCAGCCGUUCUUCUGGCUGGAGAACAAGGACGUGAUCGGCGUGCUGGAGAAGGGCGACCGGCUGCCCAAGCCCGACCCGUGCCCGCCCGUGCUCUACACGCUCAUGACGCGCUGCUGGGACUACGACCCCGCCGAGCGGCCCCGCUUCCAGGAGCUCGUCUGCAGCCUCAGCGACAUUUACCUGAUGGAGAAGGAGCUGGCCAAGGAGCAGGAGAGGCGCGGCCGCCACCGCCCCCCCAGAAUCCUGGAGCCGCCGGCGUUCCGGGAGCCGCCGCCCAAGCCCAGCAGGCCCAUGUACAAGCCGCCGUCCCAGAAUAACCUGCUGGCGCCCAAGCUGCAAUUCCAGUCCAUCUGUGCGUCCAUCCAUGUGUCCGUCUGUGCAUCUGUCUGUGUGUCCAUCUGUGUGUCCAUCCGCAUGUCCGUCCCUGUGUCCGUCAGCGUGUCCGUCCGCAUGUCUGUCCAUGCAUCCAUCCAUGUCUCCAUCCAUGCAUCCGUCCAUGCAUCCAUCCAUGCAUCCAUCCAUGUGUCCGUCGGUGCGUCCAUCCGUGUGUCCAUCCAUGUGUCCAUCCGUGUGUCCAUCCAUGUGUCCAUCCGUGUGUCCAUCCGCGUGUCCGUCUGUGUGUCCACAU